Rhopilema esculentum is the source of this 486-nucleotide messenger RNA. Lineage: Eukaryota; Metazoa; Cnidaria; Scyphozoa; Rhizostomeae; Rhizostomatidae. The record is from RefSeq and is a predicted model, not a curated record.
AUGCCUAAAGCGUGUGGUGGACUAGCCUGUGGUGAACUAGUGCGUGGUGGACUAGCGCCUGGUGGACAAGCGUGUGGUGGACAGGCGUAUGGUGAAUUAGCGUGUGGUGGACUAGCGUUUGGUAGACUAGCGUGUGGUGAACUAGUGUGUGGUGGACUAGCGUUUGGUAGACUAGCGUGUGGUGGACUAGCGUGUGGUGGACUAGCGUGUGAUGGUCUAGCGUGUGAUGGACAAGCGUAUGAUGGACUAGCGUGUGAUGGGUUAGCGUAUGGUGGACUAGCGCCUGGUGGACAAGCGUGUGGUGGACUAGCGUGUGGUGGACUAGCGUUUGGUAGACUAGCGUGUGGUGGACUAACGUGUGGUGGACUAGCGUGUGAUGGACUAGCGUGUGAUGGGCUAGCGUAUGGUGGACUAGCGCCUGGUGGACUAGCGUGUGGUGGACUAUCUUAUGAUAGACUAGCGUUACAGCGUAAACGGAACGGCUAA